CCAAAGGAUUACCAGUGGUUACAUAAAUUAACAGUUCGAGUAAUAAUCAUAUGGAUUGCACUGGUUUGUUUCUUGGAUACAUUGGACAUUUUUUUAUUGAAUUACGGCUAUUUUAGCAUUACUCACAUAUUUAUUCCGUUCGUGGGAAAUUAUAUAGACCAUAUCAAUGUCCUCGGUUGUGCAAUGUGGGGAAUUAUUCUAAGAUAUAUAGGCUCCAGAUUCCAGCUAAUUAAUGAGCACCUUGAAAGUCUGGUAAAAAACGACAUAAAGUAUACAAAACGAGAAAAUUUAAUUUUAAAUGAAGAAUAUCAGAAAUCUCAACGAAGAACAAAAGCUAACAAAAUCAAGAAACGUAGGAAAUCUAUGUGGAUUAUAAUGCACGUUCAUCUGCAGCUAUGUCUCAUAUCACGCGACUUGAACAAAAUAUUCAGUGUACAGAUGACGUUACAAAUAACGACUAUGUUUAUAUUUGUCGUACUAGAAUGUUGCAUGAUUUAUACAGCAUUAUUAAGAAGUGGAACUACACUCAUACAUACUUUAGAUAACUUGAUUGUUUGUUUUUGGUUUAUCCAACGUAACAUAAUAUUUCUCAUAUUAAAUUAUGUCUGUCAGAUUGUCUGUGAAAAGGCGAAUAAAGCAAUUGUAAUUCUUUACCAAUUAUCCAAUAGCAGUCCCGACAAAGUCUUACGUGAGCAAGUUCUACAAUUUAUAUUACAAAUAAAACAGAGAAAAGUCCAGUUUUCUGGUAUGGGGCUUUUUUACCUUGGUAACAAUUUUAUUCGUCAGUUCUACACAGCAGUCGCAACUGUCGUGGUGAUUAUACUACAGAUGAAUCUUAUGUAUGAUGAACUUUUAUGUAUAUAACUGUAUUGGAAAAACUGUUUAGUCGAUUUUGAACAAUACAGACAGAUUCUGUUGAAUCUAUCAAAAUCUGGUUGCAUUAAUAGGAUUAAUAUAG
Linepithema humile (Argentine ant) is the source of this 958-nucleotide messenger RNA. RefSeq names its product putative gustatory receptor 28a. Gene Ontology annotation, cellular component: axon; neuronal cell body; membrane. Lineage: Eukaryota; Metazoa; Arthropoda; Insecta; Hymenoptera; Formicidae. Gene Ontology annotation, biological process: male courtship behavior; sensory perception of taste; chemosensory behavior. The record is from RefSeq and is a predicted model, not a curated record.